GUUUUGAUUGAUAAGAUGCAUCAGCUGUUCUAUACUGUGUUGAUCAGAUGUUUGCUAUUAAAACAUGGCCGAUAGGUAGAAAGUCCCUGGGUAGACCGCGGUAUCUGAGGAGUUAUGAAAUGCUUGGAGGAGCUGGAGUGCAGCAGGGGCCACCCCGAUGGAAAAAGGGUUCCAUAAUUUCGUUUCGUUCAUGAAUAUAAUUUAACUAUGAAAUGCUCCCAUUAUGGCUAAUCCCGAUUCCACUAUUAAUUGUGGUAAAGAUGUAAGAGAUUCGACCUUGGUGAGAAAUUCCUUGUCGUCUUGUCUUCGUGACAGUAAUAAAUCACCUAAGAGACAACUAACCAACAGGAGUGUCUCUUUUCCAGAAAAUGACAAUCAAAUAGUCACAGGCUAUUUGGAACCUGUCAAUCCUUGGGAAUAUGCUGAAAGUACAAAUAAAGAGACUGUGUUAGUUAAUUAUCUGAGAUCAAGUGAGAAACAUGGAACAAACCCGAUUCAGACUGUUGUAGAUCAGCUUGAGUGUUUUGAUUAUGAUGAAAUAGGCAGUGAAAGGUUUGAUUGCUUGAAUUUGAAAAGUGAGCAGCUUAUUUUAGGAAGUUGUGAGGCAUUAGAAGAGGUUUUAAAAAGACUUCAAUUUCACAAAAUAAACCUUGAGGAUACUGGUCUUGAUGAUGAGGCUGCAGUCGCUCUUUUUGAUAUGAUAGAAUAUUAUGAAGCCGCAACUCAACUUAAUAUCUCAAAUAACAAUAGCAUUGGUGUACGAGGAUGGCAGGCUGCCUCCCGCAUGUUGAAACGGACAAAAUGUUUAGAGGAGCUUGAGUGUCGAGGUACAGUAUUGACUGAGCAGGUUGUACCGAUAUUGGGCCGGGCAUUAAGGCUUGGUACUCAAUUACAAGUACUCAAGUUAGAAGCAUGCAGUCUUUCAGGAAGAUCACUUGUUGUCUUGGUUGCUGGUCUCAAAUUAAAUACCACUUUGAAAGAACUUUAUUUGGGUGAAAACUACUUGGGAUCUAGUGAUGGUCUACAAUUGGCAGGUCUUUUGAAAUGUAACACUACCCUUCAGCUUCUAGAUCUCAGUAACAAUGGACUGGAGGACAGUGGUGUUGCGCAUAUCUGUGAUUCCUUAUGUGAACAAUCUAAGCCUGCUGGACUGGGGAUUUUGGUUCUCUGGAACAACAAGUUGGGUCCUGCUUCAGCAUAUCAUGUUGCGAAAGCUCUGAGAGGAAAUGAUACCUUAGAAGUGCUUAACAUAGGACAAAAUGAUAUAGGUGAUCAGUUCCUGAGAGAUAUUCAAGAUUCUUUGAUUGAAAACCGUAAUCUUUUAAGGCUGGGCAUACAAUCGACAAAUAUCAGUGGAGAAGGAGCUUUGACAUUGGCACAUGUUCUUACAAAAAAUUCAACCCUACAGAGGAUAGAUGUAAGGGAUAAUAAUAUCGAAGUAAGCGGUGUUGCAGCAUUUGCAGAAGCAUUAAAGCAAAAUACGUCUGUUACUCAAAUUGAUUUGGAUGACCAGCCUAGAGGAAGAAUAAGUGAUACAUUAGAAAAAUAUUCUGAAACAGUUGAUGAAGUGAGGUCUGCAUGCUGUAGAAAUGAAGCUGGAGGGGAUGAAGCACUUCUUCGUGCACGGCUGUCUGUCAUGGCUGCUAGAAAGAUCUCUCUUACCUGUGAUACAUUGCGACCAAUUUCAAAGUCACCAUCCCCGCAGCCACCAUCACCAUCAUAUCCACAGCAAUCAUUCCUUCAGGUUGGUGGUGAGACAAAAAGAGGGGGUCGCCUUAGAAGCCCAGCACCAUCACCUAUUCCGUCGCCCGUUGCAUCUCCGUCCCCCACAAGAACUAGAUUCCAGGUUUCAAGAGUUAAUGAAGACUCUCCCCCAGAAACUCCUCCUGUCUUUAGUUUCAAUCCAUCUAGGUCAAGGUUUAAAGUGACUGUAGUUGAACCCAGCGGAGAACAACAACAUUCUCCUUUUAUACCUCAGCCAAUUCACUCUCAGCAACAACAGCAAAAUCCAAGUACUCCUCCUAGAACUAGAAAAUUGGCAUCAUGGGUUCCAAUGGUCUCGCCAGGACUUGAAAUUAAAGCUGCAUCUGGCUUGGAAAAGCUUCUAGGAUUAUUCCAGAAUCCAUUUACAAGAGGAGCCCAAAGUGGUAACACCGUGGAUAGCAGCAGCGAUGGGGGCGGAGCUACGUGGCCUGCAAGCAGGGCUGCUCCACCUCCUGUUGAAACGAGUACACAUUCUGCUUCUCUUUCUCAUCUUACAGUUAUACCUCCUACUGGUAAUACUUCAAUUAGCACUCAUAUAUUUUGAAUUUACUUCUAAGUCUUUUUUAGUUUAUCUUAUCUAUUUAAUUAAAUUUUGGCAACCAAUCAGCUUUAAAAUUUUAUUUUAUUAGUCAAAAACCUAGUAUCCAGUGUGACAAACUUGUAAUGAAACAGAACACUCUUUAAAUUGUUUUAUGUUUUAACUAUAAUAUGAUUAAAGAUGAAAAUUGUAAUGUAUGACUAGACACACA
Molecule: messenger RNA, 2513 nt
Organism: Nezara viridula (southern green stink bug)
Lineage: Eukaryota; Metazoa; Arthropoda; Insecta; Hemiptera; Pentatomidae
Source: the annotation of a GenBank genome assembly